AUGCCGAUUUCAGUAGUUAAAAUUAAGGUUGUUAAAAUUUUCUUGCAGCUUUCGUCCACGUUGAAGAAAAAGGAAAUAUCUUGGAAUGAUAAAAAAUAUAAGGAAAAUAUAGAGCCUAAAGAGUCUACACCAAAAUCCAUAUUAGACCGACGAGCUUCUAUAACACCUUGUUUUAGACCAAUGAGGCCACAUGAAGGACCCUCUGGAAUUUCUAUAAAUUUGCCGAAGAAAUCUUCGAAGUGUGUAAAUCAACCUUCAGGCAUAAAUAUUAAUAUUUCAAGGAAAUGUAUAGCAAGCAAAUCAAAAAUUACCAGUGACGAGCAUCGAGACAACGAAACCAAUGAAAGUUCAUUGGAGAAAGCUGAAAAGAUCAAGUGUGACGCAGCUUUUGCAAGUUUCGUCGACAAUCUUAAAGAAAAGUUUAGUAAUAUUCAAACUAAAAUGAAAAAUAUUUUUCAAACU
Molecule: messenger RNA, 462 nt
Organism: Brenthis ino (lesser marbled fritillary)
Lineage: Eukaryota; Metazoa; Arthropoda; Insecta; Lepidoptera; Nymphalidae
Source: the annotation of a GenBank genome assembly